ACCGUCACGGUAUUCUGUCUCCAUCUUCCACGUUUUUAAACUAAUCAUUUUUCCAGUCAUAACACAUCGGCGGAGAUUCAGCUUUCAUCAGAGCUUGCAAAACCGUACCCGCAACAUAGAGAGAGAGAGAGAGAGAUUAACGACUUCUUCUUCCUUCCUAUCGGAAAAACAGGAACCCCAAAAUUCUCCCUACAUCGUUCCCCAAAAAAUCACACAAAAUUCGCCUGAUUCGAUCCAACAAAACCACAAUUCACCACCCGACAAACCAUGUAAACAAUUCCUUGUUCUUAUUAUCCCAGCAGUUAUCGUUUCCGAACUCGAAUCACACGUUUUUUUAUUCUCUCUCGAAAAAAACCUCAAUCAAUAAUGGAGGAAUUCUCAGUGCCACCGCCUGUCGCUUCUCUCUCAUCCCUCGCAGCGACUCUUCAGUUCCUCCGUGGCCUCCGUCUUCAUUGAAGGCUUAUAAUUUCGUUUUAAUUGGUUUAGUCCCGUUUUUUUACGGUUUCUAUAUCUGCUCUAUCCGUUGCGUGUUUUAUUUUUUCUCUGUAAUUAACUUAAAAAGGAAAUAUGAAUGUGGGGAAGUCCCAGGUUUGGCAGCCUUGUAAGAGAAAGCGGUUUUGAUUUCUAGAGAGAGAGAGGGGGGGGGGAGAGAGAAAGCGAUUCAUAUCAAGAAUAAGCAAUGGAUGGUAUCUGUAUCAUCUGUGAAAUCUCCGUUUCCUAACAGUUGUAGAUCUUAAGGUUACGGAAAGAGAUACAUACAUUGAAGGAGAAAGAGAGAAAAAAACAUAUACUUUACAGAGAGAGAGAGAAAGAGAGAGAGAUGGCUUCGCGAUCGAGUGGCGGUGGUGCGAGCGGGAGCGGGAUUGGGAGGACGAAGGUUGGGAGAUACGAGCUGGGGAGGACGCUCGGGGAGGGGACGUUUGCGAAGGUGAAGUUUGCUAGGAAUACGGAGACAGGAGAGAAUGUGGCUAUUAAGAUUUUGGACAAGGAGAAGGUUCUCAAGCAUAAGAUGAUCGGUCAGAUUAAACGUGAGAUUUCAACCAUGAAACUAAUCAGACAUCCAAAUGUCAUUCGUAUGUAUGAGGUUAUGGCCAGCAAGGCAAAAAUUUACAUUGUUUUGGAAUUUGUGACUGGGGGUGAACUAUUUGACAAAAUUGCUAGUAAAGGGAGAUUGAAAGAAGAUGAAGCAAGGAAGUAUUUUCAGCAGCUCAUAAACGCGGUGGAUUACUGCCACAGCAGAGGUGUUUUCCACAGAGACCUGAAGCCUGAGAAUCUGCUACUGGAUGCAAAUGGAGUUCUUAAAGUUUCAGAUUUUGGAUUAAGUGCUCUACCUCAGCAAGUUCGAGAAGAUGGGUUACUACAUACCACCUGUGGAACACCAAAUUAUGUUGCUCCUGAGGUGAUCAACAAUAAAGGAUAUGAUGGAGCUAAGGCAGAUCUGUGGUCUUGUGGUGUGAUCCUGUUUGUCCUCAUGGCCGGGUAUCUUCCUUUUGAGGAGUCCAACCUCAUGGCAUUAUACAAAAAGAUAUUCAAGGCUGAGUUCACAUGUCCUCCAUGGUUUUCCUCGAGUGCAAAGAAACUAAUAAAAAGAAUCCUGGAUCCUAAUCCAACGACACGCAUUACAAUUGCUGAGGUCAUUGAGAAUGAGUGGUUUAAGAAAGGGUACAAGCCACCUACUUUUGAACAGGCAGAUGUUAGUCUUGAUGAUGUGGAUGCAAUUUUUAAUGAAUCAGGGGAUUCUCCAAACCUUGUUGUGGAAAGGCGGGAAGAACGACCUCCCGUCUCUUUGAACGCUUUUGAGCUUAUCUCUAAAUCACAGGGUCUCAACCUUAGUUCCCUAUUCGAAAAGCAAAUGGGGCUUGUUAAACGGGAAACAAGAUUUACUUCUAAAUGUCCUGCCAGUGAGAUUAUCUCCAAAAUUGAGGAAGCAGCUGUGCCUCUGGGUUUUGAUGUGAAGAAAAACAAUUACAAGCUGAAGCUUCAAGGGGAGAAAACUGGGCGUAAGGGUCAUUUAUCCGUCUCAACAGAGGUUUUUGAGGUGGCUCCUUCACUAUGUAUGGUUGAGCUUCGCAAGGCUGGAGGUGAUACCUUAGAAUUUCAUAAGUUCUACAAAAAUCUGGCAACUGGUUUGAAAGAUGUAGUCUGGAAAACAGGAGAUGAAGCGAAAGAGGAAGCCAAUGAUGGUGUUCGUACGGUCUCCUCUUAAUCAUCAGCUCGCUCUCAAGAGAUAAUUGGUGGAAAUGUCGCCAAAUUUUCAGGCACCAGAAUCCUAGGCUAGUCGUAUUAUAUGUUCUUAAUAUGUACGUGGCGGAGUGUAAGAUCUGGACUCCUCUCGUUUGUUUUUUUUCUUGUUAUAUCAGUUUGCCAUCAAUAAAAUAUAGUGGGUUAUUGGUUUUGAUGGAAAAUAGCUUGGCAUCGUUUCAAUGUGCUUCAUUGGAUGGUUUUUCUGUUCUACUAGAAAUUUAAAAUAGGUUGAAACCUUUGCACUA
Molecule: messenger RNA, 2489 nt
Organism: Rhododendron vialii
Lineage: Eukaryota; Viridiplantae; Streptophyta; Magnoliopsida; Ericales; Ericaceae
Product: CBL-interacting serine/threonine-protein kinase 23
Exons: 15
Coding region: 821-2206 (461 amino acids)
Biological process (GO): signal transduction; protein phosphorylation
Molecular function (GO): ATP binding; protein kinase activity
Source: RefSeq, a predicted model, not a curated record